UGGACAUUAAUUUUCAUUCCCAUCACGCUUCAAUCCCUUCCUAUAAGUCCGUUCCAUCCGCCCCCUUGUUUCCACGCCCAAUCCAACUGCCCAAAUCAAUCCCCUUCUCUCUCUCUCAACUCCCAAAAAUGGCGAAAAUCAGUCUACCCAAUCACUCCUUUAUCCUCCUUGCCCUCCUCCUCGCCGCCGCCUUCUCCGCGGACGCCGCCCUCGGCGGCGGAGGACGAACCGGCUUAGUGGGCGGGAUAAAAGAGAUCAAGAACGUGAAGGAAAACGCGUAUGUUCAAUCUCUGGGUAAGUUCUCCGUGGAUGAGGAAAACAAAAGUAGCGGCAAGCAGCCGUCGGCGAAGGAGGGUCCCCUGAAAUUCAUAGAAGUUUUCAAGGCGGAGCAGCAGGUGGUGGCCGGAAUGAAGUAUUUCCUCCACAUCAACGCCUCCUUGCCCACGGGUGGCGAGGGAACUUUUGAUGCCGCGGUGGUGGUCCCGCCCGGCAUGAAAUCGAAACAGUUGCUCACCUUCAAACGGGUCGUCGGUGGGAAGUAGAUGAAACCGCCGCCGCCUCUGACGGCGGGUUUGCGUUUCGGGUGCGGUGUGCAAAGAUUUUAGCAAUGCAGGAAAUGGGAUGGGUGUGAUGUAUGAGACUAUGAGUGUCUGUAGUGUGUCGCUGUGAGGAAUUAUCAUCGGAUUAUUUAAUUCCUUACAAAAUGAUGUCAUUUAAUAAGAUAUGUCUCCUUUUGCUAUUGUAUUGCUCUGUUUAUUGUAUAUUGUAUGGAGUCUCGCAUACACUCUACUUGGAUUGGCACAUGAAAAUAAACAUUAUUUGAUUUUAUAAAUUGCAUUCAUAUUAAAUUAUACUCCAUUGCAUUUUUAAUAUCUCUAAAUUGUAAUCAUUCAAUUAUUCUAUGAAUACAUUUUUUAUAUUCAA
Molecule: messenger RNA, 924 nt
Organism: Cuscuta epithymum
Lineage: Eukaryota; Viridiplantae; Streptophyta; Magnoliopsida; Solanales; Convolvulaceae
Source: the annotation of a GenBank genome assembly